Molecule: messenger RNA, 861 nt
Organism: Triticum dicoccoides
Lineage: Eukaryota; Viridiplantae; Streptophyta; Magnoliopsida; Poales; Poaceae
Product: 10 kDa chaperonin 1, chloroplastic-like
Exons: 6
Coding region: 161-583 (140 amino acids)
Cellular component (GO): chloroplast; mitochondrion
Molecular function (GO): ATP binding; protein folding chaperone; protein-folding chaperone binding
Source: RefSeq, a predicted model, not a curated record
CGAGAAGAAACAACCCAUCCGUUGCCGUCUUCCUCCUGCGAAAGGAAAGCAGAUAAGAGGAACCUCUCCCCCAUCUCCCCGCUGAGCGAAGCAACCGAGCAAAACCCUCCCCUUCCCCCCCUAGAACCUUCCGGGCGCAUCCACCAGCAUCCUCCUCCCAAUGGCCCCCUCCCUCCUCGCCGCCGCCGCCUCCGCCUCCGCCUCGCCCUUCCUCCUCCACGGCGCCGCCGGAAGCGCCAGCCGCAGGCCGGUCGCCCCCGGUCGCCGCGCCGCAUCCUCCGUGCGCGUGCACGCCGCCAUCAAGUGCGACCCUUCCAAGGUGGAGCCGCAGUCCGACCGGGUGCUCGUCCGUCUCGAGACUAUCCCAGAGAAAUCUGCUGGGGGAGUCCUGCUACCAAAAUCUGCUGUUAAAUUCGAGAGAUAUUUGAUGGGCGAGAUUUUAUCGGUCGGUGUUGAUGUUAGUGAAGUUGAAGCUGGAAAGAAGGUUCUCUUCUCUGACAUAAACGCUUACGAGGUGGACCUGGGAACAGAAGAGAAGCACUGCUUCUGCCGGGAGUCGGAUCUCUUGGCUGUCGUCGCAUGAGCCUACUCUUAAAUUCUAGUGUGGUGCACACAUGCUCCAAAUGCCUUAUCUCAGUUGCGCAAGCUUUUGCUAGCUUGAACUCUUUCUUUUGAUGAUCAUGGGUUGAGUGAUUGAUGAGUUUUAGAUACAGGUGCUUCAUUUGUUGCCAAAAGACCGGGGGCGCGGUGAUUUAGUUUUACUCAUACCCACGUGCAUUUUCCCUCUAGUAAUGGUACCCUGAAACCCUGACCUUAAUGCAAAACGAUAUUUGGAAUGUGAGACGAGAUGCGUUGCUGGUA